CCGCGAGUGGCGGAACCCGGACUGCUCAAAACCACAACACACCGCCGCGCAGCUCGUUGGUCUCCCAGACAAUCACCCACAACGAGCGACCAUCGACCAACGCCGUAUUUCAGCCCGUCAUGGCGUCGAUCCGGCACGAGUUCUACGAGACCGACGAACGGCUCACCAUCUCCGUCUUCGACAAGGGCGCGGAUCCCGCGCAGGUCGCCGUCUCGUUCGAGCCCCGCAGCUUGUCCUACGAGAACGGCGACAAGAGGCUCCAGCUCGCGCCCCUCAAGGGCCAGAUCGACCCCUCCAAGAGCGACUACACCGUCGGGAAGGUCAAGAUCGAAAUCCGACUGGCCAAGGUAGCGGCUGGUCGCUGGGGAUCUCUGGUCGGCGAUAGCCCAGAUCCCCUUGCUGCCGCACCAGCAACCUUCACUCCAAGCGCAACCGCACCCGUCGAAGCCGCCCGCAAGAAUCGGAAGAACUGGGACUCGAUCACGCAGACGAUCCUCUCCACCGAGAAGGACGUCACGUCGAGCGACGACCCGAACGCGGGCGGCGAUGCCACCGUCAACGACUUCUUCCAGAAGCUCUAUGCGGACGCGGACGAAGAUACGCGCCGCGCGAUGUUGAAAAGCUACCAGGAGAGCGGCGGCACGACCCUCAGCACGAACUGGGACGAGGUCGGGAAGGGCAAUGUCGAGGUCAAGCCGCCAGAGGGCAGCGAGUGGAAGAAAUGGGGCGCGUGAAGCUGGGGCGAAGAAGUGGCGAAACGAUGUUGAUCUUGUUCGUUCUUGGUUUCAAUCUGGUCGUGCGCUGAAUAUCGCUUUGCGUUGCAUACAUUGUUGUACUGACACCAAAUCUAUCUGUGACUGUCCGAUCCCUGCAUGACCACGGAGCGUCGAGACCUCUCAUCGAGUUACGACUUCUCGAUCGUAACACAUCGAUGGUGUCGGUUGUGGAACAAGCUAUGGUUACAGCGAUAUCCACUGCCCCUAUACAAGCCUAUAUAGCCGUAUGCUCGGUGCAGCAUGUAAAUGCGUGCAU
Molecule: messenger RNA, 1032 nt
Organism: Rhodofomes roseus
Lineage: Eukaryota; Fungi; Basidiomycota; Agaricomycetes; Polyporales; Fomitopsidaceae
Product: SGS-domain-containing protein
Exons: 5
Coding region: 120-734 (204 amino acids)
Biological process (GO): protein stabilization
Molecular function (GO): protein-folding chaperone binding
Source: RefSeq, a predicted model, not a curated record